Messenger RNA from Corticium candelabrum, 792 nucleotides. RefSeq lists its product as uncharacterized. The transcript has 3 exons. NCBI's taxonomy places the organism in Eukaryota, Metazoa, Porifera, Homoscleromorpha, Homosclerophorida, Plakinidae. The coding region runs from base 33 to 752 and encodes 239 amino acids. The record is from RefSeq and is a predicted model, not a curated record.
AUGAAAAUCAAAACUUAGCAUUGGGAAAGUUGAUGAUGAGUUUCAUGUACCGUCUAAUUGUCACAUCCAACGCUCGAUUGCACUCCAAGUUCAAAACACAACGGGUAGACGUUAGUGGCGACGUUGUUCAAAUCAGAGGCAUCAUAUUUGAUAUGGACGGCACUCUCACCGAACCCGUGCUAGACUUUAAAGAAAUCCGUCGACAAUUGCAGAUUCCGCAGGGCGCAGACAUUCUACAUUAUAUCGACAGUCUGACUUGUCAGUCAGAACGGAAUGAAUUGCAUUCGAAGCUUGAAGAGUUUGAAGCACGCGCAGCCGGUCAGCUAACGCUACAACAAGGACUGAGAGAGCUUCUUUUGUUUUCUUCUGAAAAAGGUGUAAAGAGGGCAUUGGUAACGCGCAAUAGCCAGGAUGGCAUAGCAGCGUUUCUGAAAAAGCUUGGCAGUCUGACUUCAUGCAAUGAAAUCUUCACGCACAUGUUGGGUCGAGAAUUCAUUCCACCAAAACCCGAUCCAGCACCAAUCUUACACAUAUGUACUGAAUGGGGAUUCGAUCCAGCCCAAGUUGUGACUGUAGGUGACUCUAUUGAUGACAUGCUAGCAGGAAAACGGGCUGGGACAGUAACUGUGCUGGUGGAGAAUGGAAAACACAACGAAUCUGCUAGACAGUGGAGUGAUGUACAUUUACAGUCAUUAAAAGACGUAUCUAUAUUAUUUCAGUCAGUCUUUGAUAUCACAAGACAAUCAGAUUAGAUUGAGAUAAUGAUAUUUGAGUUUAGAGCACGUCACGUGG